Messenger RNA from Erpetoichthys calabaricus (reedfish), 2972 nucleotides. It is a transcript of the gene ppp2r3b, whose product is annotated as protein phosphatase 2, regulatory subunit B'', beta. NCBI's taxonomy places the organism in Eukaryota, Metazoa, Chordata, Cladistia, Polypteriformes, Polypteridae. The record is from RefSeq and is a predicted model, not a curated record. Gene Ontology annotation, molecular function: calcium ion binding; protein phosphatase regulator activity. The coding region runs from base 234 to 1997 and encodes 587 amino acids. The transcript is spliced from 14 exons. Gene Ontology annotation, cellular component: protein phosphatase type 2A complex. Gene Ontology annotation, biological process: protein dephosphorylation.
GACCGACUCAACUUACGUCUCGCGAUAACUUUUAUAUGUGACACAUUAAAAAAAAAAAAAACAAAACAAAAACUGUAACCAGUGUUGAAUUCACUAAGUCGAGCGGUUGGAGCAAAGACGUAUUAUUGGAAAAAACUAUAUUUUUCACAUAACGGAAUGAGGGACUGUAUGUUUUGAAAACCUGUUGUGGAUUCUACUGAUUUAAUUUCUAUCAAGACUAUUGACUACGGCAAAUGACGAUAAAGAUGCCAGCAGCACCUGUGCUUCAACCAGUUCUUAAAAUGAAGGUCGAUGAGCUCUUUUUGAACUGGUUGAGUGAAACCACCACUCAGCUGAUGUUGAAGGAUUACUUAGAACGUAUCAAGAAUGGAGAAAAAAUUGAUAGUGCCUUAAAGGAUAAAAGUGAAAGCAAACAGUUAGUUUGCAGUGAAAAAAGGAAAACGUCUGGAUGUAAACAAAAUGUGAAAGAUACAGCAUCUGUUAUGUUAGGUGCUUCUCUGAGUAAUUCACCUCUUAGCUCUGCUCUUCCUUCUGGUAGCGGAUUAAGCCCAAGGGUUGGGCAGACCACUCGGGUCCGACGAUCUACUGGAUCUAAAGUAACUCAGGUGAAGAAAGAAGAGCCUUUAGCGCCGUCUUUGAGUGCAAAUAUCCCAAGAUUUUACUUUCCCCUGGGAUGUCCAAAAACAGAUGGCAAUGUUGAUGCUGUUAUUUCUAUAAUAGAAAAUGUUUUUUCCCAAUUUCCAAGUGAAAAGGCAACUAUAGAAGAUAUGGGUCUUGUGGCCAAAGCUUGUAACUGUCCACUGUAUUGGAAAGCACCUUUGUUCUAUGCAGCUGGUGGAGACCGAACAGGAUUUGUGUCAGUUCAUAAAUUUGUUGCAAUGUGGAGAAAGACAAUCCAGACAUGCCACGAUGAUGCUGCAAGAUUUGUUCACCUUUUGGCGAAACCAUGCUGUCUCUACCUAGAACAAGAAGAUUUUAUACCAUUUCUUCAGGAUGUGGUAAAUACACAUAGUGGUCUCACAUUUCUAAGAGAGGCUUCAGAUUUUCAUUCUCGAUACAUUACCACAGUUAUUCAGAGGAUAUUUUAUAAUGUAAAUCGAUCAUGGAGUGGAAGAAUUACAAUUUCAGAACUCAGAAAAAGUACUUUCUUACAGGCUGUAGCAUUACUUGAAGAGGAAGAUGAUAUAAAUCAACUGACUGAAUAUUUUUCCUAUGAGCAUUUUUAUGUUAUAUAUUGCAAAUUUUGGGAACUUGAUACUGACCAUGACCUAUACAUUGAUCAGAAGGAUUUAGCCAGACACAAUGACCAUGCACUGUCCAAUAAAAUAAUUGAACGAAUAUUCUCUGGUGCUGUCACUAGGGACAAAAAGAUGCUGAAAGAAAGGAGAAUGAGCUACGCAGACUUUGUUUGGUUUCUAAUAUCUGAAGAGGAUAAAAAAUCAAGUACAAGCAUAGAAUACUGGUUUCGAUGUAUGGAUCUUGAUGGUGAUGGAGUGUUGUCUAUGUAUGAGCUGGAAUAUUUUUAUGAAGAGCAGUGCCAAAAGCUAGAAAACAUGGCAAUAGUGUUCCUUCCAUUUGAGGACUGCCUGUGCCAAAUACUAGAUCUUGUAAAACCAGAACAUGAAGGUAGAAUUACACUUCAUGAUCUGAAGAAAUGCAAGUUAGCCUACAUAUUUUUUGACACCUUUUUCAAUAUUGAGAAGUAUCUGGAUCAUGAACAAAAAGACCAAGUUUCUGUUUCAAGGGAAAAUGAACUUGAUGGACCAGAGAUAACUGACUGGGAACGGUAUGCUGCAGAGGAGUAUGACAAUCUAGUAGCUGAAGAAGUGGCAAAUGAGCAGUUAACUGAUGGGUAUGACAACGACUUCGACUCAGUUAACCAACAGAUCUAUCAAGAGUUCAGUUUGAGAGCCAACAAGAAAACCUUCUUUGAAAUACCAAACCCUCCCUCAACUGUUGAUGUAGACGAAUAUGAAUAUGAAGAUGACUUUGAGUAAUUAUUAAAAUGUUGAAAUACUUUUGCAGCUGGCCUGCAGUAAAAAUAUUAAACUGAGCACUGAUUCUAGAUAAAGCCAUAAUAUAUUGUUAAUGUUAUCUCAUUGAGGUGACAUUCCCCAUGCGUUUUGAAAACACCAGAACCAUUUUUAAAAAGCUGUAGCCAUUUAUAUGAAGAUGGCUGUUACUGAUGCACAUAAAUUAAAAUUCAAUAUUUUUCAGAUUCCUUUUUGAUCUUGUUAUAUAGUGCUGGUCAUCACAAAAUUUCCUGUAUAUUUUUUUUUACUGAAUGAGUUAAUGUAUCAAUAGAUGUUUUUCCUUUAUAACCAAUCGUGCCUGUUUGUGUUUUAAUUUAUUUAUUGUUGUUUGUGUGUGCGUGUGAGAGAGAACCUAUAAGUGUUUGUACACAGAUUAGCUUUUUCAGAUUACACUAGUAAGAUGUUUUAGCUGUAAAUGUCUUGUAUUGUGCACUGAAUUUUAAAACACUUAGAUUAUAAAAUACACUUGAAAUGUGCACUAAAUGUAAUGUUUUUAUGCUCUAAAAAUCCAAGUAAACAUUCCUCCUAUAUUAAAUCAAAUGUUCACAAUGCCUUCUUUCAAGUAAAGUUUAAACCAGGAUUGUCUCAAAUGUUAAAUGGAUGCUGGUGCUUACUUACUCCGAUUGAUGAUUUUUGAUCCCACUUGAUGUGCCUUGAAACAGAUUACAAGUGUUUAUUGCCCAAGAAAACAAAAUUAUCAGUGAGCUUUGGUAUGAUUUUAAAAAAUGUCUAAAUUCCUUCUUCAUUGUUGAAGACUUGAAAAAUGAUGUGAUGUAAAUAUGUAAUUUUGCACUUGUGUCGUAUUCCUAUGCUAUUGGUGUAUUGUUUUCAUUUAUUUUAGAUUUUUUUUCUAUAUGCAGUACUUUAUUAUUAUAUGUUAAUAAAGGAUUUUGACAUAGUUAAACAUAUUUUAAAAUAAACUGUAUUUGGCUAUGCUUA